UUUAUGCAUUGCGCAUCCCGCUUUGCAAUCAGAGGACUUUUCGUUCCACGCCGAGAAGGAAGUUUUCUCGUAUUGUUUUCCACUGACGUUCAUAGGAAGCGAUUGGAAAGUAUAUAGUCAACCGCAAAUUUACAAGUAUAAAAAGAAUACACUGUCGGAGAUAUAAAAUUUGUUUCCAGGUAAAUACUGGCAGGAAGUAGGGAACCGUAAUGAUGAUGAUUAUACACUGCAGUGUUCUAGCUUUGUUACCAUGACAACAAUCCUUUGAAACACAAAUGUUAAAUUACAAAGCCCAAGACCGCAUUGAACUGCUCGUGCGUCAAGCAUGUGUCUGUGUUUGGGUCCAACAGGAUCUGGAAAAACUCUUUUGUUGAAAAAAUUGCAAAACAAAGAGACAAUAGAUUUCACUUCGAAUACGGUACCCACUGUGGGCACAAACCUAGUGACAAUUAAAUUAGAAAAUCAAAAGGAAAUAACAAUACGCGAAAUAGGAGGUGCAAUGGCACCUAUUUGGAAAAACUACUAUCAAGGAAUCAAUAAAAUUGUUUACGUCGUGGACACCAGUAAUUUGUGUCAAAUCGCUGCGGCUGGUGUACUCUUGUAUAGUAUUUUGGCAGAACCUUCCCUGAAGAGAACAAAGAUACUACUUGCUUUAUCAAAAAUGGAUGUUUCUUACCGGCAAAUGAGAAAUGAAGCAUUACUAAUGCUCCAACUGUCUCGAUUAAAAGAGGAGAUUUCACAAGAAAUAACAGUCAUAGAGACUAGUGCAAUGACAGGUGCUGGAAUUGAUGAUGUUUUAAAGUGGCUACAAGGGCAAUACCUAAGGCAGGAUCAAAAGAAAAUGAAAUAAUUUCUUUGUUCAUAUUUUGCAUUAAAUACAGACUCUAAGAAUAUUAAAUAGAAAUAAGAUGAGUUUAUGUGUUAUUGUGUAAAUAAGUUAGGUCCAUAAAAUUUGUGACUCCCAAAAGUGAUUGCAGAAUGCCCACAAAAGUUUCAUAACACAAUGAUGAUAAUUAUUAUAUUCAUUUGUCAAUAAUGAUUGUAUGUAACUAUAGUUGGGAAGUUCAUGCAAUUGCAUGUUUUUUGUUAGUGGUCAUAUUUUCCUGUAACUUCAAUUGUGUAUGUUGAUGAAAUAUGCACACAAAUUCUUAAGAUAUGCCGCAUUUGGUAACAAAAAUGUUUGUUUUUUAAUGACAUUACAUAUUUUUCCAUUUAGAGAAGGGAAAUAUGCAAAUUAAAAAUAGAUUAGUAUCUACACAGGGCACUUCUGCACUAUGGCAAAAUAUUGAAAAUAAGGAAAGAAACGUUUUGCAUAUAUUGUAUAUUUUGCAUAUUCUGAGCUUUUUGGCAUAUAAAUAAAGGUUUUUGCAUAUUUUUUGACUUUUAACCUAAAAUAUCUCAAAUAUAUGAAUUUCCAUAUACAAAUAUUAAUAAUGGAAAGCAUGAACUUUCUUGAUGUUUCAAGUAUAUUGAAUUUUAGACUAGUGACAGCCAACACUGCCGAAGUAAUAUUUGCUGUCAUCGGUUUAUAAAGAAGAUAGAGAAUUCAAGAACAACCUUAGUAGAUACACUUGCAAUUAUUCAGGAGGCAAGGUAUAAAUUCAUGUCAGUACCAGAUGAGAUGGGGGAAGCAAAUAGGAAGAUAACAAAUGAAAUUUUUGGAAAGAAUCUAGUACUUAGCAGAUAAUGGGUAAGUUGUUGAAAGGAAAUACUGUUCAUCUUCCUCACAAUGUAUAAGGCACAAACAGUGUCAUCCACAACAUCAUGUGAUGUCGAAAUAUAAUUUUCUACAUACAAAAUCACAUUGCCUGAUAGGAGACACUUCCUAACAGUAAUAAAUUUCUCUUAGCAUUUUGGGCUCUUAAUGCAAAAUAAAGUGUGCAGAAGUAGAUACUAAUCAAUUUUUUAUUUGCAUAUUCCCCGUCUCUAAGUGGCUAAAAGCUUACAUAAACUUCUCAGCUCUAUAUAUAACAGUGUAUAAGAUUUGUCAUUUUGUUCUUUGAAUUACAAUACAUUACUCUCAUUUAAAAAGUCAAUUUCAAUUACUAAAUAUUUUGUAAAUCUUAUUUACCUUUACUAUAUACUUUAUUUCAUAUAAAAAAUAACACACACCUAUGAAAUUUGGCCUAUAUAUUCACCAGGGUACAAAGUUGCUUUUCAGAUAAUCACAUAAUACACUUAGUUCUUCUUGACAAUAAGAAUUCUGUGAUGGAAAAUUGGGAAAUUAUUAUAUGACUCUCUAAAAAAUGGAAAGGAAGAUUUUUGGUAGUAAAAAUUGCUUAAUAUUGCUUUAUAAUUUGAAAUGCACCAUUGUGGUAACAAUUAUUGUUGUGUUCUUAGCCCAGAAGGUACUAAAGAAUUUACAUUGGUGAAAUUUUGACAAAUAUAAAUAUUUAAAUGAAAAAACAGGAGAGUUUUAGUUUUUGGUAAAAGAUCAGGAUUCCCAAAAUAAUGACUCCUUCAAUUUUUUGAUUGGACUGUUAGUCGAGUUGGCAGGUACCAAAAAAAGGCACUAACCUGGAAAAACGUUUUCUUUGAAUAUGUUGUAUGUAUUUCGGCACUAGUUCAAACCCCCUAAGUUUUCGACCCCAGCAUAUGCCCGGGCUAACCCCGAGAGACCCGAAAAAACAUAAUUUAUUUCUGACUCUUUUCG
This is a messenger RNA of Gryllus bimaculatus (two-spotted cricket), 2653 nucleotides long. NCBI's taxonomy places the organism in Eukaryota, Metazoa, Arthropoda, Insecta, Orthoptera, Gryllidae. The record is from the annotation of a GenBank genome assembly.